Messenger RNA from Anopheles gambiae (African malaria mosquito), 1679 nucleotides. RefSeq lists its product as uncharacterized. The coding region runs from base 978 to 1532 and encodes 184 amino acids. Lineage: Eukaryota; Metazoa; Arthropoda; Insecta; Diptera; Culicidae. The record is from RefSeq and is a predicted model, not a curated record. The transcript is spliced from 4 exons.
CUAGCGUGGGUCUAAACCCUAGCACCUCUAACAAAGCUACAAGAAAAUUAACUAUAUUUUCUCUAAAAACCAUGAAAUUCGACUUCCGUGGAAGAUCUAGAUGCUCGGGUUCUUCAUGGUCCGCAUUAAUACUAUACUUGGGGGACAGUAUGUACAAUCGAAAAUUGAGCAUUUGAUUUUACCGGAGUUGUAUUUAUAAAAUUCAUUUCCCAGGAUGAAUUUUAUAGGAUUUCCUACGAUUUAUUGCAUGCUUCACGAUUUUAUUUGGUUUAUCUAACUAUUUUUUCCUGAAACUGUGUGGAUUUUCAUACAAUUUUGUAAGCAUAUCACGAAAGUUUGAGGUACAAAUCAAGCAUACUCGUAACAUACUUCAAAACAUUUUUGAAUACAUAAAAAACAUAGGAAACUCUACACAAAGGAAUUAUUCUCAAGUUAUAUGAAGGCACCCAAAAAUGUUCAGAAAUAAUCCAUGUCCAAAAUCAAAAAGAUUAUAUUUGAUAAGUCAUCCAGAUCAAUUUGUAAAUGUACAACCUCUAGAGUUUCAAAACUAGUACUAAUUUAGAUGACUGUGGAACAAUUCAAUGCAAUUUUCUAUGGAUCUAUGGAGCAAACUGCUUUACAAAACAAUCACUGAAGUCUUAUCCAUAAUAAUACAUUUUUUAUUCAGUUAAUUGCUGCACUAGCCUAUUGCAUGUUAGCCAUCCCGAAUAAUCCAUCUUCCACGUGCCGGAAACAAGUCCUACUACUCAACCUCAGCUAAACUCAAUCACCUUCCGUAAAUCGUGGACACGCGAACAUGCUCUCUUAUCCAUGUUUCCACUGGACAAAACAUGGUCAAAGCUUGUUACAGAUGGCUGGCAGAUAGUGUACAAACGGGGUAAAUCACAACGAUCGUGCAUGUACUUCCCAGCAAAAACAAGUUCCAAAAGAUCUAUAAAUAUUCAACCAUCAGUCGGCGGAUACACUUACGCCGCAACAUGGCAGCAACCGUGCAUCGACUCAUCUCACCAGUAGUUUGCAGUGGCGUGAUACUGUUCGCGCUCAGCUUUGCAAAGGGUGAAUUCGCCGUACAGUUUGGCGAAUCGUUCAAAGCGUGCCCGGACGCGAUGGACAGUGAGCUGAUGCUCGAUCUGUCCGAGCUGCAGGUCAUACCGGACGAAAAUGACAGCAUGGUACUGAACGGUAUGGUGCGCCUGAACCGUGCGCUGGAAAGUCCCGUCGAGAUCAACGUGUACACCAAACGGCUGGAGCAGGGCACCUGGAACGAUGCGCUGCUGGGCCGCAAAGUGCUGGACCUAUGCCCGCUGCUGCAGGUCAGCACGGAACCGUGGUUCGUCAUCACCAGCAUGAUGGAGAAAAAGGGCUGCCCAUUCCCGGAGGGGCACAAGGAAUCGUUUGCGAUGCUACCGGUCGGUGACUUUGGCAUUGAGAUACCGCCAGAUUUCGUGGGCGACUGGAAGGCGUUCUUCGAGAUCACGUCGCAGGCCAAGAUGUCCUGCCUGAUGACGGAGUUUAGCAUCGUCGAGGUGUAGCCUUGAGAAAGAUUUUCCAUUGACAAAGUUCUUCAGUACUGAGACAGAAUGAAUGCUGGCAAAAAGACAUCAGAUCAGUUCUAAUAAAAACCAUCAAAAACCUCUUCUUGCGAGACGAUGCUCGAUAUGUCAUUCCAGAAUUUCAAA